Molecule: messenger RNA, 1360 nt
Organism: Strongylocentrotus purpuratus (purple sea urchin)
Lineage: Eukaryota; Metazoa; Echinodermata; Echinoidea; Camarodonta; Strongylocentrotidae
Exons: 3
Coding region: 1-855 (284 amino acids)
Source: RefSeq, a predicted model, not a curated record
AUGGGCUGUGUAAUGUACCUGGCUGGCUUAUGUCAGAUGAAAUGUGUUUCCAUUCUUCAUGCAUUCAUUUUGUUUCUGUUCUUUGAUAACGCAGAGGCUUCCAAUAGAACUGACUCUGAAAGUGUUCAAAGUCAUCCUGAAGACGACCUCACGUCCAAUCAUAUCGCCGUCAUCCUCUACGUCACCAUCACCGUCGUCGUGAUCGAGAGCUUCAUCAUCUUCCUCCUCGGCGUCUAUGUCAUAAUGAACAAACAAAAGUUUCAGCCCCCUCCUACCCCAUCCGUGCCAUCCAUAUCGUCAUCGAUUGCGUCUCCAUCGUUAUGUUCGUGCGCUGACAUAUCCAGGAGGUGCCCCAAGUGUGAUUAUGACGUCAUGUUGGUGCCGAUGACGCCAAGUAUCUCCGUUUCGGAUGGAACAGAGAAAGUCAUGCCCGGUGAUCAAGGGCCGAUGUUUAAGCAUGGUCUUAAGCAUCCACUUGAUGAUGGAAUCUACUCAUACCAGCUCAAACAUGGACAUUUCGGUAAAGGAAAGGUGCAUCGUCGUCGUCGUCGUCAUCGACAUCAGUCACAUCAUCAUCAUUCAGAAGGGAUUCGUCUGCAAACCGCAGCAACCAUGAGCAAGAGGAGUGACCAGUUAGCUCCUCUCAAUGAUUUGAACAUCAACCUGCGGAUUAAUACCACACCCAAUCAUCACCGUCACGUGAUAUCUGAUGAAGCGACUUUGGCGCCAAAGGACACAUUCCCUGCAGACGGUAACCAACCUGGAGCCGGAAGUGGAUUCGUUCCCUUUUCGAUGGGCUUUCCGAAAGAGAACAAUGCACAUUUCGAGAAUAAAUAUGCCUAUAAUUUGGUAUAACUUAUAUAAAGUUUUAUAAAGCAUAUACAAACGCGUCUUUGAAAAUAAGUUGUUGUUCGUGUCUGAAGAAGGGGGAGGGGUGGCAUUUCUCCCCUCUCUUGGAUUGGCCUACGUUAUUGAACAGUGAUAAUUACUUUAACCAUGGACCUACAUUACUUAUGAAACCAUCAGGUCAAGUAUGAAUUUAGCAUUGUUCAACCCUGGUUCAAGGGGCCUGCGGUUUCUCUCUCUCUCUCUCUCUCUCUCUCUCUCUCUCUCUCUCUCUCUCCCUCUCUCCUUUUCUUCUUCUCAAUAUGGAGUGGUAUUUGUGUAUAAAUUAUUGUAUCCAGGUCAAUACAUUUUUUGGGAUAAUAAUAGCAGGAGCUGGAAUCUUUCAUUUCGGUGGCAUUGCGCUAACCACUACGCUAUACAAUUUAUAUUCAAUAAAUUAUGAGUUGUAUUCAAUCAAGCAUUUCAGUCUUCAUGGUUUGAGGAGGUCUAUGAUACAUUUAAUUGUCGGUUUUAA